Messenger RNA from Microsporum canis CBS 113480, 2373 nucleotides. RefSeq lists its product as hypothetical. The record is from RefSeq and is a predicted model, not a curated record. Bases 1 to 2373 code for a protein of 790 amino acids. Gene Ontology annotation, cellular component: spindle pole; equatorial microtubule organizing center; gamma-tubulin complex. Gene Ontology annotation, biological process: mitotic cell cycle; spindle assembly; meiotic cell cycle. The transcript is spliced from 2 exons. Gene Ontology annotation, molecular function: gamma-tubulin binding; microtubule minus-end binding. NCBI's taxonomy places the organism in Eukaryota, Fungi, Ascomycota, Eurotiomycetes, Onygenales, Arthrodermataceae.
AUGAGCUAUCAGAUUCACUUCGCCAAAGAUUGGAUGAACUGGGCCAAAGACGCCUGUCGCUUAAUUCCUAAGGGUACACCAUUCUGUCCACCCAAGGACCCUAAUACCUUAACAUGGGCUGACCUCAAUGACUUGGACUCCAAUGAGGCAGAGGACCUCUGGAAGGAUAUUGAUUACGCUGCAGAGUCUUCUUCUUCUGAUGAUGAUAUAUCGUCUGCAGCAAGUGAUGUUUCAAUCCCGAAAAUUGUUCCACAUAGCUCAACUGUUCCCUUGGAAGAAUUCAACCCAUCAGAAGAUCUAUUUAUCGAUGUGGAAGAUGACAACUUGAUAGCCUCUAUUAUCAAGUCUCAGGCUCAUAUACAGGAAGGUGAUACGGAAGUAGUCUACUUAAUAGAGCUUCAGAUCAUCAAAGACGCUCUAUCUAUGCUACGAGGUUUACCAACAACUACAUUCUUAAUUUAUGAGGACAGAAUCGCGGUCAACCGGAAUAUUUCCAUGCGCCAUACUUCCCGAGCUGCAUUCCAGGAGCUGGUGAAGGCUUUUAGUAACAUAGGCACUUCCAUUCAGGCGCUUAGGCUGUUUCUGAAGCGUCCACAGCUAGUGCCAUUUAUGCAGACUUUCCAGAAGGAAAUAGAAGUGUUGAUCUCGUCAUUCGACAGAUACCUCUCUGAUGAACAGUCACAUUAUCUAUACCAGCCCACGCCGCUCUCCGUCAGCCUUCUCCACCUGCUUCACAAGGUCCAAAAAAGUGUCCAGGUGCUGCUUGAGCUUUCCACCCUUGUCGGAAAAUUAAAUGAAAACCCCAGUUGUGAACACUUUCGCUGUUUAGAUUUGCUAUAUGACUUGGUCUGCGAAAAGCAAGCGACGGGUGAAGACACUCAAUACCGGGACAUCUCUAAACUUUUUUUUGCUUGUUUUGAAAACUAUACAAAACCCAUCAGACGCUGGAUGGAAACCGGAGAUUUAGACACAGCCCAAAAUUCCUCCUUUUUCGUGAACGUUUCGACUAGUUCACGCGAUGAUCUACGGACGUUGUGGCACGACUGGUUUACUUUAAAUCGGCAUUCUGGACGUUUAUACGCCCCAAAAUUUCUUCAUCCAUCCUCUAGGAAGAUAUUCACAACCGGAAAAAGCCUGGUAUUUCUUCGGCAUCUCGGUGUCGGGCCCUUAUCCACUAACUUAACCGACUCCCCUUCCCUCAAUCAUGAGGCUGUCUGUCCAUCAAUUCCAUCUUUGUCAUUAUUCCCUUUCGCUGGCCAGCUAGAUGCGGCAUUUAAUCAACUUGUUGACAUCAACCACAACCGUGCAUCUUCGCUGCUGAAAUCAGAACUCGACGAGAAGUGCGGUCUAUGGCAAUCAUUAGAUGCUCUGGAAUACUUAUACUUAGGUAAAGACUAUGGUAGAUGUUCUGCCACAGACUACAGAGUGUUUGAUUUAAUCGACAGAGGCAGCCAGUCUUGGAAUGAUCGAUUCCUUAUUACGGAACUCAUUCGGCAAUCUUUCAGCACUUUGUCAUGCAUCGACACCACAAGGCUCAUUGGGCGUUCGGCGAAAAUACCACUUCAUGUCUUCGAGAACUAUAGUCGAUCUGUCAAAAUUCUUAAGGUUAUAUCUGUCGAUUACACCUUACCGUGGCCUGUUGCGAACAUUGUUACGAAGGAGUCUAUGCAUGUCUACAAACGUAUUUCACUGCUACUUAUGCAAAUUCGUCGAGGAAAAUAUACCUUGGAGAAGCGCUGGUUUACAAAGCCACAUUUAUCCUUAGGCGAUGAAGAAGAGAAAGCUGAUCAUGUCUUAAGUUUUUGCGUUAGACACCGCUUGUUGUGGUUUUUGAACGUUCUCUAUCAUCAUUUCACUGAAGUGAUCAUUGCUCGUGCGACCCGUGAGAUGGUCAAAGCUGCCAAAGCAUCUGCAGAUGUUGAUUCUAUGAUUGAGAUACAUCAGUCAUACAUUCAAUCUUUAGAGGCACAGUGUCUGCUCAGCAAAGAUUUUGCACCUAUUCAUCGCGCAUUGGUAUCUUUGCUAGAUCUGUGCAUAUCAUUCUCUGACACACAAAUUGCCCGCACAUUGGAGUGUCAUCAAGAUCAGAAUGACCAAACCUUAGGCACCAUUCGACUGGCAAGGAUCGCCGGGAAGAGAGUCUCAGCCGCAGACGAGUCUGACAACAGUGAGUCUGAUGUGGAAAUAUCCAUGUUUGAGGCUGGUAACGCUAGCAAUAUCUCCUUCCAAGACGAAUCUUACCGCCGACGCGUUUUGCAGGUAAAAUCAAAGUUUGACAACCUCUGCGAAUCCAUAAAAGCUGGGCUCAGAGUCGAUCAUGGAAAACAUUCACAGAGUAUGGAGAUUUUAGCUGAUAGCCUCGAAUGGGGCUGA